CCCUCGGCGAAGAGGAGAACGACCGUUAUCCUGAUGAUCAGAAGAGAAUCUGUUCUUUUCUCCGGUAAAAAGUCCGCGUUACCGGAUCGCUGAUUACACCCACUGAACCGGACAGAAGAGAGGACCGGGACACCGCUCUGUUGUGACCCGGCAGGGAGACGACACCUCCCGGGCGCUGCUGCAGCAGAGAGCCGCCGCAGUCCUCUCCGUCAGACGCCACUCACCAUCCUCUGGUUUAUAUAAAAAGAAAAUGACAAGUUCAUGGCCGACGGUGAAGACAACACAAGGGACGUGUUCUGACCAAUGAAAGGAGCCCUCAGCAGACGUCAAGCUGGCCACCGUAGCAGGAAAGAAGGCCGAGGAGGAGGAGGAGGAGCAGCCUGCAGAUACUCCAGCAGUAGCAGAGGAGGAAGAGGAGGAGUAUGAGGUGGAGAAGAUUUUGGACCACAGAGUGGUGAAGGGAAAAGUAGAGUUUCUGCUGAAAUGGAAAGGGUUCUCAGAUGAGGAUAACACAUGGGAGCCGCAAGACAACCUGGACGGCCCCGACCAUAUCGCAGAGUACAUGCAGAAACACAAGGAGAAGGAGGAGAAGAAGAAGGAGGGCAAGAGGAAAGUUGUCAGUGAGGCCUCGGGAGACUCAGAGGAGCGAGGGAGCAAGAAGAAGAAGGAGGAGAAACGGCGAGGAGGAGAGGGCCAUCAACGCAUUCACAAUGGAGAGAAGCUGUACAGCUGUGAUCAAUGUGGGGCAGAUUUCAAAUCUCAGGGUAACCUAAAAAGACAUCAACGCAUUCACACUGGAGAGAAGCCGUACAGCUGUGAUCAAUGUGGAAAAACUUUUUCUCAGAGUAGUCACCUUAAAAGACACCAUCGCACUCACACUGGAGAUAAGCCUUACAGCUGUGAUCAAUGUGGGGCAGCUUUCAUACAUCAGCGUCACCUUAAAAGACAUCAGCGCAUUCACACUGGAGAUAAACCGUACAGGUGUGAUCAAUGUGGGAGAACCUUUUCUAAGAGUGGUGACCUUAAAAGACACCAUCGCACUCACACUAGAGAUAAGCCUUACAGCUGUGAUCAAUGUGGGGCAGCUUUCAUACAUCAGCGUCACCUUAAAAGACAUCAGCGCAUUCACACUGGAGAUAAACCGUACAGGUGUGAACAAUGUGGGAAAACUUUUUCUCAGAGUCAUAGUCUUAAAAACCACCAGCCCAUUCACACUGGAGAAAAGCCAUACAGGUGUGAACAAUGUGGGAAAACCUUUUCUCAGAGUAGUAGCCUUAAAAGACACCACCAGCUCAUUCACAUUCACAGCUCGUACUGUUUUACAACAAUGUUCCCACAGUGUGAAGACCCAAAGCCUGCAGCACCUCCUGCAGCAGAAACAGCAGUGAAGAAGGAAGAGGAGGAGUAUGUGGUGGAGAAGGUGUUGGACCGCAGAGUGGUGAAGGGAAGAGUAGAGUUUCUGCUGAAAUGGAAGGGGUUCUCAGAUGAGGAUAACACAUGGGAGCCGCAAAACAACCUGGAUUGCCCCGACCUUAUCACAGAGUACAUGCAGAAAUACAAGGAGAAGGAGGAGAAGAAGAAGGAGGGAAAGAGGAAAGUUGUCAUUGAGGCCUCAGUAGACUCAGAGGAGCGAGGGAGCAAGAGGAAGAAGGAGGAGAAACGGAGAGGAGGAGAGGGACCCACACGUCACCACUGUCAGCACUGUGACAAAUCCUUCACAAGAUCUGGAUAUUUAAAGAUUCAUCAGAGAGUUCACACUGGACAGAAUUUACACAGCUGUGAUCAAUGUGGGGCAGUUUUCACACAACAGUGUACCCUGACCAGACAUCAACACAUUCACAGUGGAGAUAAACCGUACAGCUGUGAUCAGUGUGGGGCAGCUUUCACACAACAGGGUACUCUGAACCGACAUCAACACACUCAUGCUGGAGAGAAGUCGUACAGCUGUGAUCAAUGUGGGGCAGCUUUCACACAACAGAGUACCCUAACAAUACAUCAACGCAUUCACACUGGAGAGAAACCUUACAGCUGUGAUCAAUGUGGGGCAGCUUUCACACAACAGAGUACCCUCAAAAGCCAUAAACGUAUUCACACUGGAGAGAAGCCUUACAGCUGUGAUCAAUGUGGGGCAGCUUUCACACGACAGGAUACCCUAACAAUACAUCAACGCAUUCACACUGGAGAGAAACCUUACAGCUGUGAUCAAUGUGGGGCAGCUUUCACACAACAGAGUACCCUAAAAAGCCAUAAAUGCAUGUGGAAAAACUUUUACUCACACCAGUAACCUUGAAAGACACCACCAGCGCAUUCACACUGCCUCGUUGUGAACAUGUUUCCGAGCCAAGCUGUUUCCUCCUGCCUCCUCCUCAUGCCCUGAUAGCUGUGUUGUUAUAUUCU
This is a messenger RNA of Perca flavescens (yellow perch), 2397 nucleotides long. RefSeq names its product zinc finger protein 431-like. The coding region runs from base 563 to 2284 and encodes 573 amino acids. NCBI's taxonomy places the organism in Eukaryota, Metazoa, Chordata, Actinopteri, Perciformes, Percidae. The transcript has 10 exons. Gene Ontology annotation, cellular component: PcG protein complex; chromatin; transcription regulator complex. Gene Ontology annotation, molecular function: RNA polymerase II cis-regulatory region sequence-specific DNA binding; DNA-binding transcription factor activity, RNA polymerase II-specific. Gene Ontology annotation, biological process: regulation of transcription by RNA polymerase II. The record is from RefSeq and is a predicted model, not a curated record.